AUGUCCGGCAUUAAAACAAAUUACACGCUCAAACCAUCUCGUUAUCCAGGAUUAUUCACUGCAAAGCAAAAUAUAAGUAUCUUAAUUAAGCCUCAUUUUAAUCAGCAACUUGAAUUAAAAUCAAGAAUAUUACCUAACUAUUGCAAAGGAUUCGGUCUUGCAUCCACAUACUUAGAUUUAAACACACUUCGCUCACAAUUAAAGGGAAAUCAGUGCGUUUGGCUUCCUUAUAUUGAAAAUGUUCAGCACUCCAAUGAGAAAUAUCUAUAUACAUACUCAAUUAGAAGCAUCAGCACGUUUUUACCUCAAAAUCAAUCAGUUUUAAUGAAACAGUUUCAGCUUUUAGAAGAAAAUAUGACAAGCUGGGCGAUGAUUCCUAAAGAUUCAGAGUAUUUCCAUAAGAAAUACUUGAAUUUUUCACAAAGUACAGUUAUUGAUGAUCUAAAUCUCAAAGAAAUCAAACAAUUAUACAUUGUUGCUCCUAAACAUAACACGUACGUUUACUUUUCAGAGCCACUGAACGCUCAAUACACUCACAAAGGAAAAAUUAGAUCUAAUUCAGUUGCAGGCCAGCUUUUCGCACUUGCUCCAGGUUCUGCUCUUUGUGUAAAUACUAUUUCCAAAGAGAAUAUCUCAAUUCGAGUCCUUGUUGACGCAAUUAAUGUAUCAAAUGUUUAUGUUCAUACAGGAAACUUCCAAUUGACAACUGAAUUUAUCCGAAAUAACAAGGACAACUUCAUUUUGUGGUCACCAAGUUCAACGAUCUCAGAAAUUUAUUCAUUUUCUAAUACAACAGGAAAAUUCCCUCCUUUGGCAUAUUUUGAUGGCAAACCAUACUUAUAUUCAACAUUUGGAGACAAAGCACUUGUUACUAAGUCAAACAAUACAUUUGUUUUUGUUAAUUUGCCACAAAACGUGACAAACUUCUUAUUCUUCUCAAUUUCGGAUGACACGAAACAUAUUUCAUACAAAAUAACAAGAGGAUUUACAGGCGGUGUUGUUGAACCUAUUUUAAGUGAAAUGCAAGGUAAAUCAAAAGUAAUUUACAGAAAAGUUGAAUCAUUUUACUUCGAACGGAGUAUUUUAGUUCUUCUCUUGAGCACUGACUACAACAUGAUCUAUAUAUCAUCAAACAAGAACAAUAGUUUAACAUUUAUUCCAUGGAAUUCUAAAAAUACAAAAGAAAUUGUUCAUAACAAAGAAUAUUUCAUUGGAAAUCAAAUUGGUGUCAUUAAAACACCAUCACAAACUGUUGGUCGUGUUUCUUUAAUGAGUGUAAGUCUCAAGAAAUCAUUGAAUUGUUCAUCUCUUUAUUACACUUUCUCGCCAACAGUUACUGUUCCAAUAGGAGUUCUUCCAAACACUUGUUUGUUACUUCACAGGAACGGAGAUCAUGUUACAAGUGCUGUUCUUCCUGAAUACUUGACUGUUUAUGAUUUCAACGGUGAUGUUACUAAAGAAAGCCAAAACAAUCUUUCUUCUGUUGUUGUUUUUAAAGGUCAUAAUGAAAAUUCUAGAAUUGAAGGAGAAAUCAUUGAUAAAGUUCAAAAUCCAUGUGUUUACUACAAUUCAUCAAUUGAUUCUCUCCGUCAAUCAAUUGAACUCUUUGGAAAACUUGCAAAAGGUAGAGAAAAUCAACCAGGAAAAGAAAAACUUAAAGAUAAAAUUAAAAAUAACAAACAAGAAGAAAAAAUCGAAGAAGAAAAUGAAGAAGGAAAAAUGGUCAAACCAAAUCAAGAAAAAACAUAA
Messenger RNA from Trichomonas vaginalis G3, 1749 nucleotides. RefSeq lists its product as uncharacterized. Lineage: Eukaryota; Parabasalia; Trichomonadida; Trichomonadidae. The record is from RefSeq and is a predicted model, not a curated record. Bases 1 to 1749 code for a protein of 582 amino acids. The transcript has a single exon.